GCAGUAUCUUGUCGCCUUUCCUCGAGCUGAGAUUUCGAUUUGGGGAUACAAAGAUCUGGGAUGAAGAGAGAGAUGGGGAGCUACAAAAUGGGUUUGUGUUUCAGUGACAAGCUCAGGAUGAACAGAGGAGCUCCACCUCCGGAUGUAGUGACCGCGUUUGUAGAGUAUACCGAGGGCAGGAACCACAUGACGGCAGAUCAGUUAUGUCGGUUCUUGGUUGAGGCGCAGGACGAGACUAAGAUGUUGGUUUCAGAUGCAGAGAAGAUCAUAGAAAGAAUCACAUGUGAAAGACAUCAUAUCACUAAGUUCUUGAGGCAUACGCUGAACCUCGAUGAUUUCUUCAGUUUCUUGUUCUCAGAUGAUCUGAAUCAUCCAAUUGAUAGUAAGGUGCAUCAAGACAUGGCCUCUCCCUUGUCCCACUAUUUCAUUUACACGAGCCAUAAUUCGUAUCUGACUGGAAAUCAGAUCAACAGCGAAUGCAGCGAUGUACCUCUCAUAAAGGCAUUAAAGAGAGGUGUUCGAGCUCUUGAACUUGACCUGUGGCCUAACUCUACUAAGGACGACAUACUUGUUCUCCAUGGCUGGGCAUGGACACCUCCAGUGGAUCUGAUCAAAUGCUUGAGAUCUAUUAAAGACCAUGCCUUUUCUGCAUCUGCAUACCCUGUGAUCUUAACUUUGGAAGAUCAUUUGACCCCAGAUCUUCAAGCCAAAGCAGCUGAGAUGAUGAAAGAGAUAUUCAUGGAUAUGGUGUAUUUUCCCGAGGCUGGCGGUUUAAAAGAGUUCCCUUCACCAGAAGAUCUCAAGUACAAAAUUGUAAUAUCUACAAAGCCUCCCAAAGGUAAUUUAAAAAAGGACAAGGAUUCUGAGUCAGAUGUAUCAGGAAAGGCGUCAUCAGAUUAUUCAGAUGACCAAGUAGACGAUGGGAAGACUGAGGAAGAAACCAGCGAGGCCAAAAAUGAAGAGGAAGGAUUUGAUCAAGAAUCCAGCAACUUGGAUUUCCUCAGCUAUAGUCGCCUGAUAACGAUUCCUUCUGGAAAUGCUAAAAAUGGAUUGAAGGAAGCACUUACAAUCGAUAAUGGUGGAAUUAGACGGCUGAGUUUGAGGGAGCAGAAGUUCAAGAAAGCCACUGAAAUGUAUGGAACCGAAGUCAUGAAAUUCACACAGAAGAAUCUGUUGAGGAUAUAUCCCAAGGCCACACGAGUAAAUUCCUCCAACUAUAGACCCUACAACGGUUGGAUGUACGGAGCUCAAAUGGUCGCUUUCAACAUGCAGGGCUAUGGAAGAGCACUAUGGAUGAUGCAUGGUAUGUUUAGGGGGAAUGGUGGAUGCGGGUACGUGAAAAAACCGGACUUUAUGAUGAAAAAUGGUCUCGGUGGAGAAGUGUUUGACCCGAAAGCGAAAUUACCCAUAAAGACAACUCUAAAAGUGAAAGUAUACAUGGGCAAAGGAUGGGACUCUUGUUUCCAGCGAACAUGUUUCAAAACUUGGUCUUCUCCUAACUUCUACACAAGGGUGGGGAUAACAGGAGUGAGAGCUGAUAAGGUAAUGAAGAAAACAAAGAAAGAAGAAAAGACAUGGGAGCCAUUCUGGGACGAGGAGUUUGAGUUUCAGCUAACAGUACCGGAGCUAGCGUUGCUCAGAAUAGAAGUUCACGACUAUAACAUGCCGGAGAAGGACGAUUUCUCGGGUCAGACAUGUUUGCCUGUGUCAGAGCUAAGACAAGGCAUACGUUCUGUUCCUUUGUAUGAUCGCAAAGGCGAGAGACUAGUUUCAGUUACACUUCUCAUGCGGUUCUCUCUUUCUCUGCAGUUGCAUCCUCACACUCUUAAAAACAAUCCUCUAACCAAAUUCAAUCUCAUAGCAAUGGAGAAUCACAAGAGUUUAUUCACUUACAUGGACCAUAAAUUCAGCGAUUCAAGUCUCAACUUUGAUUCCUCUGCUUUCAGCGAUUGUAACAGUGACAGAUCCUGCGAGUUUCCAACAACUUCCUCCGAGAGCCGUCAACGAAAACUCUUCCACUCUUGCGCCGUUGAUAAUUCCGAUGAUUUGAUUCGAUGUCUCAUAAGACAUCUUGAGUCAUCUUCUUCGAUCGAGGAACAGAAGCAAGCUGCUAUGGAGAUUAGACUCUUAUCAAAGAACAAACCAGAGGAACGUAACAAAAUCGCUAAAGCUGGUGCGAUUAAACCGUUGGUUUCUUUGAUCUCGUCUUCCGAUCUUCAGCUUCAGGAGUAUGGAGUCACUGCGGUUUUGAAUCUAUCUAUCUGUGAUGAGAACAAAGAGAUGAUUAUUUCUUCCGGUGCGAUUAAACCGCUCGUUAAUGCGUUGCGGUUAGGAACACCGACGACUAAAGAGAACGCUGCUUGUGCUCUGCUUCGGUUAUCGCAAUUGGAGGAUAACAAAAUCGCGAUCGGAAGAUCAGGAGCGAUUCCUUUACUAGUGAACCUUCUAGAAAAUGGAGGAUUUAGAGCGAAGAAAGACGCGUCGACGGCGUUGUACUCGUUGUGUUCGACGAACGAGAACAAAAUCAGAGCUGUGGAAUCUGGGAUUAUGAAGCCGUUGGUGGAGUUGAUGGCAAAUUUUGAAUCGGAGAUGGUUGAUAAAUCGGCGUUUGUUAUGAAUUUGUUAAUGUCGGUGCCGGAAUCGAAACCGGCGGUUGUUGAGGAAGGAGGAGUUCCGGUGCUUGUGGAGAUUGUUGAAGCGGGAACACAGAGACAGAAGGAGAUGAGUGUGUCGAUAUUGUUGCAGCUUUGUGAAGAGAGUGUUGUGUAUCGAACCAUGGUGGCUCGUGAAGGAGCGGUUCCUCCGCUUGUGGCUUUAUCGCAGAGUAGUGCGAGUCGUGGUGCUAAGAAAAAGAACAAGAUGAAGGAAUCAUUCAAAGUGUGUUUCUGUUGUGUAAGAAGCUUCAAGGUGAAAUCAAGUGAGCCACCUGAAGAAAUCAAGAACCUUUUCCAUGAUUACUCUCAAGACGACAGGAUGUCUGCUGAUGAGAUGCUCAGAUUUGUGAUCCAAGUUCAAGGAGAAACACACGCUGAUAUAAACUACGUUAAGGAUAUCUUCCACAGACUCAAACAUCACGGCGUUUUCCAUCCUCGUGGACUUCAUCUUGAAGGAUUCUACCGUUAUCUCCUUAGUGAUUUCAACUCUCCAUUGCCUGUGACCCGCGAGGUUUGGCAAGAUAUGAAUCAGCCUUUAUCGCAUUACUUCUUGUACACGGGACAUAACUCUUACUUGACUGGAAAUCAGUUGAACAGUAAUAGCAGCAUCGAACCGAUUGUGAAAGCUCUGAGAAAAGGAGUUCGUGUGAUUGAGCUUGAUUUAUGGCCUAACUCUUCAGGAAAAGAAGCUGAAGUUCGUCACGGCGGGACGUUAACGAGUUGUGAAGAUCUGCAGAAAUGUCUUAAUGCGGUUAAGGAGAACGCUUUUCAGGUGUCUGCUUAUCCUGUUGUGCUUACUUUAGAAGACCAUUUAACUCCAACUCUUCAGAAGAAAGUCGCUAAGAUGGUAAGUAAGACAUUUGGAGGAUCAUUGUUUCAAUGUACGGACGAAUAUACAGAGUGUUUUCCUUCACCAGAAUCACUUAAGAAUAAGGUUUUGAUCUCAACAAAGCCACCAAAAGAGUAUCUGCAGACCCAAGUCUCUCAAGGUUCAACAACGGAUGAAUCCAUUAAAGCUAAAAAAAUUGCAGAUGCAGAAGAACAGGUUCAAGAAGAAGAUGAGGAGAGUGUAGCGAUCGAAUACAGAGACUUAAUCUCGAUUCACGCUGGGAACCGCAAAGGAGGACUGAAGAACUGCUUGAAUGGAGAUCCUAAGCGAGUCAUACGGUUAAGCAUGAGUGAGCAAUGGCUUGAGACUUUGGCUAAAACCCGUGGAUCUGAUUUAGUAAAGUUCACGCAGCGGAAUCUUCUCAGGAUAUUUCCCAAGACAACACGGUUCGACUCGUCUAACUAUGAUCCUCUCGUUGGAUGGAUUCAUGGUGCUCAAAUGGUUGCCUUCAAUAUGCAAAGUCAUGGGAGGUAUUUGUGGAUGAUGCAAGGAAUGUUUAAAGCCAAUGGUGGAUGUGGCUAUGUGAAAAAACCUGAUGUUUUGCUCUCCAAUGGUCCUGGAGGUGAAAUCUUUGACCCAUGUAGUCAAAAACUCCCGAUCAAGACUACUCUUAAGGUGAAGAUAUACACUGGAGAAGGAUGGAAUAUGGAUUUUCCUUUAGAUCACUUUGAUCGAUACUCUCCUCCUGAUUUCUAUGCAAAGGUCGGAAUCGCAGGGGUUCCAUUGGACACAGCAAGUUACAGAACAGAAAUAGAUACAGACGAAUGGUUUCCGAUUUGGGACAAGGAGUUCGAGUUCCCAUUGCGUGUUCCUGAGUUAGCUAUUCUGUGUAUCACAGUCAAAGACUACGAUAGUAACACUCAGAACGAUUUCGCUGGCCAGACAUGUCUUCCGCUGUCGGAGGUCAGGCCGGGUAUUCGUGCUGUCCGGCUCUAUGAUCGUGCCGGAGAGGUUUACAAGCACGUGAGACUGCUCAUGCGGUUUGUCUUGCAGCCUCGUUAGUCGCUUCGUGGAUAAUGUUCAUUUCAUCACUCCUGUCAAUGUCGGUACACGUUUUUUAUGUUUGUAAUGUUAAGGUGUCGGUACACAUUAGUCAGUCAUAUUAAGCCACACAAUAAUAAGAGAUGGGAAAAUAAAAAUUAAACGUAACU
Molecule: messenger RNA, 4694 nt
Organism: Arabidopsis arenosa
Lineage: Eukaryota; Viridiplantae; Streptophyta; Magnoliopsida; Brassicales; Brassicaceae
Source: the annotation of a GenBank genome assembly